Pseudovirgaria hyperparasitica is the source of this 1214-nucleotide messenger RNA. RefSeq lists its product as uncharacterized. Bases 196 to 870 code for a protein of 224 amino acids. The transcript has a single exon. The record is from RefSeq and is a predicted model, not a curated record. NCBI's taxonomy places the organism in Eukaryota, Fungi, Ascomycota, Dothideomycetes, Acrospermales, Acrospermaceae.
GUAAGAAUUGAUGCGCCUCGGAUAGAAAUCCAACACUAGUGCAUCAGGCGACCAGGUGCCAUCUUCGGCCCCACUGCGGAAACCAUUUUGGUCCUGUCCACCUAGCUACAAAGUCUGGCGGUCAAACCUGUAGUUGCCUGAACUGAGUGGACCGGGGUCUCUCCUGUGACUAAGCACACCUCUCGUUUUCGGUCCAUGGCUACCGUUGCCGAGCAUCAAUCCUUUCGCCAGCUUCUGGAAAGGCUUGUCAUCGAGGUCGAUGAAUUCUCCCGACAUGCGAACCCUAUCGUACCCUCCAUCGUUAGCAUGGUCAAGGGUCUUAGGGUGGACCUGAACAUUCUUCUUGGACAGAAUGAGUCUCAUACCCAACCCUAUCGAAUCAAGCAUGCAACCACAGCUGCACCACCGAUAAUAGACGAUGACGUCCGCAGGACAGGAAGCCUCGGGCGGACGCAAGUGCGUAUGGUGCAGGCUGCAGAGCAACUCGAGGUCACACUUCAAGACGGCUCCUCACAACCGUCACCGUCCUUGUCGCGGCAAGCCUCAGAGCCUCCUCCUCGCUCUUCGCAUACCAGAAACCGCGUUCAAGGCCGCCCAAAAAGCGCAGGGGAUAUACAUGGACAAUCACAGAGUGAACGAAACUCGGACAUACCAAUCUCGCGAGACUCGAAGCAUCAGCGAAACGGCAUUGGGGUACCAAGCCAUGUUCCUACCGUCCCUCCAACUUCACGAUACACAGAACAAGAAGAGUCGGAGGCGGAUCGAUUUGUCGAUGAAAUGGUUGGCUGUCUAGAAGCGAAUGUAGAUCCAACUGGAAUCCAAGUUCUGGACAAAGCGCUCCCGCUCGAAGUGUGCCCAGUUCGCUCGUGAAAGUGCGAUAUAUGUCCCCAAAGACGUCCUCGAGGAAUCGAGCAUACCAUACAAAAUUGUUCGUCGGCAUCGUGGGGAGAUACUGGUCACGUUCCCGAACACAUACCAUCAAGGCUUUAGCGUUGGAGCUACUAUCGCAGAGGCCGUGAAUUACGCUGACGACGAGUGGGACCCAGAAAAGUGCAAAGCUUGUACGGAGCGUACCUGCCCGAACGGCUUCAUUGGGCAAGACGUGAUGGCGCUCUGUAGCGCUGGGGAAGAGCAACUGUCCGCUGGCGAAGGCGGCGGAUCAGAGUCGAUAUCUAGCAUAUCUAGUGAUUCAGCGUCGGAGACAAGUGGUGAUC